CGUUUCGGGGCGGCGGCAGCGCGGCCAGGCAUCCCGCGCGCCCCGCGAGCUGACAUGCCGGCCGCCCGCGCCGCCCGCGUCUGUGCCCUGCUGCCCGCGCUCGCGCUCCUCGGCCGGGGUGAUUUUGAGGUCCUAGAAUCCUCAGGAGAUACUCCCUGGCCAGCUGAAAGAGGAGAUGGAGAGACAAUUUCAAGCACGCUUGCUGCAGUGACCACAGAAGCAUUAACUGCAGAUACGAAUUCCACCAACGUCACUGAGGAUGCAAUUCAGUUAGAUCUUUUAUUAAUGGUUGUGAUCCCAUUGAUUGCAUUGGUCCUCCUACUUUUAUCAAUGGUACUCUUUGUAGCAUACUAUAAAAGAGAAAGAACUAAAAAAGAGCCUUCUAGCCAAGGAUCUCAGAGUGCUUUGCAGACAUAUGAGCUGGGAAGUGAAAACGUGAAAGUCCCCAUUUUUGAAGAAGACACACCCUCUGUUAUGGAAAUAGAAAUGGAAGAGCUUGAUAAAUGGAUGAACAGCAUGAAUAGAAAUGCCGACUGUGAAUGUUUACCAACCUUGAAGGAAGAGAAGGAAUCAAACCACAACCCAAGUGAUAAUGAAUCCUAAAGCUGCAUGGUACUGAUGUUUUCCAAGAGAAGCAGCCCUGAGGGAGCCUGCUGGGCCAACAGAGGAUACGAAUUUAAUUAAUUUCAAAUCAACGUAGACACAAGAAGCUUUUGCUGUUUCUUCCAACGCCCACUCUUCCUAGUGACGGCCUCACCUGUCUGGGGGAGAAGGUGUGGCUGAGAAGAGGCCUGGCUGCCGUCCACUGCUGCCUGCGAGGGGGAGGAGGAGCAUGCGACGCUCUCCCUCCUCUCCGCCCACGUCUAGUCGCUGGACCAGGUCUGGCCAGGCUCUCUGAGUCCCUGUGACCUCUCUCUUCAUUCCCGUGGUUUACAUCAGGAAGCUGGGUUAUCUGUGCUUUCCUCCUGGGCCACCUUGUAACCUAGCUAGCUUUGAAUAAUUUCCUCAGAUUAUUCAAGUCCUCUGACAGGUAAAUUAUAAUCAGCUGGAACUUUUCUCAAGGAGUGUUAUGUCACGGACAGGACACCAAACAAAGCAAGCGUUUCAAUGUAUGCACCUUCCCAGCAGGGUGGUGAGCUCCGCUGGCCAAAAAGCAGCAGCCAGAGAGUCCACAGUCCCAAUGAGAUGUUGUUUGGUGACCUGUAGACCCUGAUCAGCCAGGCCCAGUCACCCUCGGGAACUUCUCCGAGGAACUAGGAAGCUUCCAUGGAAGAACAAAUCACCUCUACUUGUCAACAUUUCCCCAAAGCUCUUUGUUGUUCCCCCACACCUCACUGGUGUGUGAUAUGUGGGGAGGGAGUGUAUUCAGGGGUGUCAUCUGUCACCUUUCUGUGUGUCAGGGAUCUCUAAGGUAGUUUGACACAAACAGAAGAGGAGCAGGAAAUAUCUGUGCCUGUGGCGGAUGUCACUCACUGUGCUCAGCAUUCUUUCCUGCCAAACUGGGACAAGCCUCAUGUCCUCAAAUGGCACUCCAGGAGGUCACUAUCAGGCCAUCAGUGAUGACAUCCUAUGUGAUAUUGUUUGACAUCCUUGUGCUAAAAGCAAUGGCGCAAAAUGUGGAAGCGUCCAUUGAUCACUCCCACACACGUAAAAUCAAUCUCCACUUAAUCCUUAAUUUUCUAAUUGUGACCUUUUAAGCAAUCUAACAAAUUGGGAGUCCUCAGCUCUCCUAGGACACCUGAUAUUUUAUUCCAGGACAGAAACAAAGAAGGAAAACUAUUUAUUUUACCACUCACAUAUAACCUGGGGGAGAUGGGGUUAAACAAACAUUUGCUGCUAAAUUGGGGGUCCUGUGUUUGAAAGCCUGCCUUAAUGCGUGAAAAAAAUAUUGCCCCUCUUCUACUUUUUAGGAUCCCUUUAACAAGUAUUUGCCUUCUGAACUAUGCCGAUAAUUUUGAAGGCAGAGUUCCAGACCAGAGAAGCCUUUCUAUACGAUGAAAGAUACAACUGUCUGGUUGUGUUUAACCACUGCUAUCAUGCUAUCCCGUAGAGACGAGACAAAAGACUCUUCAUGGCAUUUAACCUCAACAGAUUUGUCUGUCAUAUUCUCGUCAGCGCAUCCACAUAUGGCUUUGUGUUUUCAUUGCUAUCUUGCACACUCGUAUUCAACUUGUGAUCCACAGUGACUCUCAGACCUUUAUGCCAAAAUCGCUGUUUUCUGAAUCAUGAUGUAUCUGUUUUUCUGCUAUGUUUGCAAACUACUUUCGGUUUGUUUCUCAACAUUUUGACUCUCAGAAGAGGCUCCGUGUCCUUUUUCUCUCUAGGAAAGGGAACACUCAGGCCUUCAAAUUUGAUCCAACCCUAUCAAAUAAUGAACUUCACAAGUUCAGAGAAGUACACAGGGUCCUGGAAUCUUACUUUGAUGAAGCUGUCCUUUCUGAUGUGAUACAAAUAUUCUUACUCAGUAGUUUAAAUAAUUUGAAAUCCCAGAAGAAGCAAAUUUCAGCAAUGUGUCAUUGAGUUUAUAUCUGACCAGUCUAUAAUUGCACAGUGUACAAGGCACUUUUUAAAAAGAGAGUGUAUUCUGGCAAAAUAUAUGAAGUUGGUAUGAGUCAAAACAGUCAGGCAUCAAUUCUAACACCUGUGUCUUUUUAUUGUUAUUCAGUCAAUAGGCAUUGUGUAUUUAUGACAAGUUCAAGAAUUGGUUUUAAGCCCAAACUUAAUUUUAUGUUUCAGAUUAUUGUUAGUUAAAAAAAAAAAAAUCUCAUUAAUUUGCCCUAAUUGGAUAACCAAUCAGAGCAAAAUCUGACUUUAGAAUAUUUUAAAGAUGUGUAAGUUUUACUGCAUUUUUGUACAUCUUAAGCAAACUAGGCGAACAGCAUUGCCCAGUUGAACUCCUCAGGAAACUUGUUUUAAUAAAUAUAAAAAUAUCCAUUUGGGACUCAACUCGA
Lemur catta (Ring-tailed lemur) is the source of this 2951-nucleotide messenger RNA. RefSeq names its product transmembrane protein 154 (gene TMEM154). The transcript has 7 exons. The coding region runs from base 55 to 603 and encodes 182 amino acids. Lineage: Eukaryota; Metazoa; Chordata; Mammalia; Primates; Lemuridae. The record is from RefSeq and is a predicted model, not a curated record.